This is a messenger RNA of Clarias gariepinus (North African catfish), 1067 nucleotides long. RefSeq names its product guanidinoacetate N-methyltransferase (gene gamt). Gene Ontology annotation, cellular component: cytoplasm; nucleus. NCBI's taxonomy places the organism in Eukaryota, Metazoa, Chordata, Actinopteri, Siluriformes, Clariidae. The transcript is spliced from 6 exons. Gene Ontology annotation, molecular function: guanidinoacetate N-methyltransferase activity. Bases 194 to 898 code for a protein of 234 amino acids. The record is from RefSeq and is a predicted model, not a curated record. Gene Ontology annotation, biological process: creatine biosynthetic process.
CUUAUCACAGAGGCCCAGUUAAAGUGCAGAUUAUUGUACAGCCUCCUGCGGAUUCAGCAAUUCUUUCAACAUAUAACACUCGCCUCGUAAGACAGCUUUCUCUUUUUCAGCCCUCCGUGCCUGGACACACCAGAUCUAACUUACUCCUUCCCCCCCUAAAAACAACACCACAUAACAGUAUUAAACAGCAGCCAUGACCUCCGCACAGCCGAUUUUCUCCAAAGGAGAGAACUGCAAGCAAGGCUGGCACAACGCGAAUGCCGACUACAAUGAGACCGACACACACCUGGAGAUUUUGGGGAAACCUGUCAUGGAGCGCUGGGAGACUCCGUACAUGCACUCGCUCGCGACUGUCGCCGCAUCUAAAGGUGGCCGUGUCCUUGAGAUUGGCUUUGGCAUGGCAAUAGCUGCCACCAAAGUUGAAUCUUUUCCUAUCGAGGAACACUGGAUCAUUGAGUGCAAUGACGGUGUGUACGAAAGGUUGCAAGAAUGGGCCAAAUCUCAGCCACAUAAGGUUGUUCCUCUUAAAGGCCUGUGGGAAGAUGUGGUUCCUACCCUCCCUGAUGGUCACUUUGAUGGAAUCCUUUAUGACACAUAUCCCUUGUCAGAGGAAACAUGGCACACUCACCAGUUUAACUUCAUUAAGGCCCAUGCUAAGAGGCUGCUGAAGUCUGGUGGUGUCCUUACCUACUGCAAUCUCACCUCCUGGGGUGAGCUGCUCAAGGGCAAAUAUGACAACAUAGACAAUAUGUUUCAGGAAACACAGGUGCCACAUUUGCUAGAAGCUGGGUUCAAAAAGGAGAAUAUAAGUACCUCGCUGAUGGACAUCGAACCACCAAGUGAAUGCAAAUACUAUUCCUUCAAGAAAAUGAUUACACCAACUAUAGUUAAAGAAUAAGCCAUGGGCCCAAGCAUCAAGUUCAUCACCUGUGCUUUUUAUGUCUUAGUUUUUUUUUUGUUUUUUUUUUAAAGUUGUAUAAAAUUAUAAAAUUUUGUAUGAUUUAAACUGUAUGGUGGGAAUCAUGAAAUGUGCAUAAAUAUUUAUGUGAAUAAAAAGCACAAGAUUA